GUGACACUUCCCGCUGUAGUUCAUGUCACUCAUGAGUAGGUGGUUUAUCUGUACGGAAUAGUUAAAAAAGCCACGCAAGGUUUUGGAGUGCCGGUGUCAUCUCGAGUAGCUGACGUGUAGUCAUUCAAAAUGAAUUUUGUAAUUUUUGUAAUUUUUUCAAUUUUAUCUGUAGCAAACGCUUCAGGAAAUACGUUAGUAUUAUUAGAUAAUCAAGUUAUAAAAGAAACACAUUCCAUAUUUUUUAAAUUGUUACAAGAUCGUGGCUACCAGCUAACAUUUAAAAUUGCCGACGAUUCCUCGUUACAUUUAUCCAAAUAUGGAGAGUACUUAUACGACAAUUUAAUUAUAUUUGCUCCUUCGGUCGAAGAAUUCGGGGGAUCGCUGGGUGUCGAUGCCAUAACGCAAUUUAUCGAUGAGGGUGGCAACAUUUUAGUAGCGGGAAGUAGUACGACCGGCGAUGUUUUACGUGAGCUUGCGUCCGAGUGUGGUUUUGAAGUGGAUGAGGAAGGCGCUUUUGUUAUUGAUCAUUUAAAUUACGAUAUCUCUGAUAAUGGGCAGCAUACCAAAAUUGUUGUCCCGUCUGAUUUUCUUAUCGACGCACCGAUUAUUGUGGGCCAACGCAAGGAGAUAGCUCCUCUUUUGUAUCGUGGCACUGGUAUUUUGGCUGAUCCGGAGAAUCCGCUUGUUCUACCAUUUUUAACAGCAGAUAGUACUGCAUAUAGUUACAUACCCGAACAGCAAAUUAAAGAGUAUCCGCACGCAGUUGGUAAAAAUACAGUCUUAAUUGCUGGAUUGCAAGCAAGAAAUAACGCACGAAUUGUGUUUAGUGGUUCUUUGGAGUUCUUCUCCGACGAAUACUUUACUUCACUCGUGCAAAGAGGAGAGCAAGGAGCCAAGGUUCCCAUUUCGGGUAAUCAAAAAGUGGCAUUAUCGAUAGCCGAUUGGGUAUUUAAGCAACAAGGUCAGUUGCGGGUGCGAUCUGUUCAGCAUCACAAACAAGGAGAAAAAGCUCCUCCGCAAGCAUACACUAUUAUGGAUCAGAUUGUUUACACUAUUGAAGUGGACAUUUUGGAAUCGGGCCAAUGGAAGCCAUAUAACACUGACGACAUUCAGUUGGAGUUUGUUCGUAUCGAUCCAUUCAUACGCACAACACUUAAACGAAAAGUACCCGGCAAAUAUGAAGCAAUAUUUAAAAUACCGGACGUAUACGGUGUAUAUCAACUGAAUGUAGAUUACGAUCGUGUGGGUUAUACACAUUUAUACAGCAGUACACAGGUAUCUGUACGGCCUUUACAGCACACACAAUAUGAGCGUUUUAUACCAAGUGCAUACCCUUACUAUGUUAGCGCAUUUUCAAUGAUGGCGGGUGUAUUUUUGUUUUCAUUUGUUUUUCUUCACUAUAAAGAUGAGCCAGUGAAAACUAAGGGCGAUUAAUUAAGUAUUUAAUAAUUGUUAUGUGAGCCUGUGUUAUAAUGAAUUAUUGUUAUAAAUGUAGUUUGUCAUUUUUUCCUCACGUUUCAUUACUUCAUACAAACAAAUAAAUAAAUUCACAAUCGUAAA
This is a messenger RNA of Photinus pyralis (common eastern firefly), 1560 nucleotides long. It is a transcript of the gene Ost48, whose product is annotated as dolichyl-diphosphooligosaccharide--protein glycosyltransferase 48 kDa subunit. Gene Ontology annotation, cellular component: oligosaccharyltransferase complex; endoplasmic reticulum membrane. The record is from RefSeq and is a predicted model, not a curated record. The transcript has 5 exons. NCBI's taxonomy places the organism in Eukaryota, Metazoa, Arthropoda, Insecta, Coleoptera, Lampyridae. The coding region runs from base 130 to 1434 and encodes 434 amino acids.